Messenger RNA from Prunus mume (Japanese apricot), 1891 nucleotides. RefSeq names its product nuclear transport factor 2-like. Gene Ontology annotation, molecular function: mRNA binding. Lineage: Eukaryota; Viridiplantae; Streptophyta; Magnoliopsida; Rosales; Rosaceae. The record is from RefSeq and is a predicted model, not a curated record. Gene Ontology annotation, cellular component: cytosol; ribonucleoprotein complex.
AGAUUGCAACCCAAUAUCACAAGCGUAAGUUAGCAAGGAGUGACGAAGGGGAAAGGGUCCUUUUGUGAUGCAAUUCCAUGUUAAAGUGCGCCGCGUGGAGUGAGUGUCACCAAUUUCUGUGGUGGCGGCUACCAACAAAAGCCGCAAGCAGCAACAACUAAACCCACUGAGUGACGAGAUCGAUCCUCUCCCCCAAAUCUAUCUCAAGAUUUGAGGGGGCGUUUGCAGAUCUAGGGUUUUUGAUUUUGCUGUUUUAGGGUUUUAGAGGUUUCGAAUAUGGCCACGCCCUUUGCCAUUCCCGUCACUGCUGCUCAGGUUGGGACGUACUUUGUGGGGCAGUACUACCAAGUGCUUCAGCAACAGCCAGACCUUGUUCAUCAAUUCUACUCCGACGCCAGCACUAUGCUUCGUAUUGACGGCAACACCAGAGAGACCGCCACUGCAAUGCUGCAAAUCCAUGCACUUGUUAUGUCGCUCAAUUAUACUGGAUAUGAAAUCAACACAGCACAUUCCUUGGAAUCUUGGAAUGGAGGUGUUCUUGUGAUGGUUUCAGGCUCCCUGCAAACACAAAAUUUCACUGGAAGGAAGAAAUUUGUUCAAACUUUUUUCCUUGCACCUCAGGAAAAAGGUUAUUUUGUACUUAACGAUAUAUUUCACUUCAUUGAUGAGGAACUAAUGCACCAUCCAUCGGUCAUAUUAGCCCAGAGCAAUCUUGACGCCAAGCUAAGUGUUCCUACUACGAUCCCUGAGCCAGUGGCUAGCUAUUUGCUGGGUGGAGAAAUUCAGACAAGAGACUUCGCGGCUCCUGCUGUCAAAGAAAAUGGUCCAGUUGAAAGUUAUGGUUUUGCAGAGCAACGGUUGCAGCAAGUUGUUGAAACUGAGAAUUUGUUGGAUGAUAGUGUUGUAGAACAGUCAAAUGGUUCACUUCAUAGUACAGUGAAUACUGUACAAGAUCACCUGUCUGCAUCUGUGGAGGAACCUAUUGGAGAGCCCCAAAAGCAGACCUAUGCUUCUAUAUUACGGGUUGCUAAAGGACAACCUGCGCCUUCUGUAGCUCCCCAGCAUUCAGCUAACAGGAGUGCACUAUCGGCUUCAGAGUGGAAUCACCAUCCUCAGUCCUCUGCUCAGCAGCCCAUUUCAUCAUCAAAUACAUACGAAAGGCCUGUUGCAGAGACAACAGAUGAGGCAGCAACUCUAGAGGAUGAAGGCGAAAUAAAGUCUGUUUAUGUAAGAAACUUGCCGCCUACUGUAUCUCCAUCUGAAGUUGAGGAGGAAUUUGUGAAUUUUGGAAAACUCAAGCAGCCUGAAGGAGUGGUCAUUAGGAGUCGCAAGGAUGUUGGUGUUUGCUAUGCGUUUGUUGAAUUUGAAGAUAUUACUGGUGUUCAGAAUGCCGUCAAGGCUGGUAGUGUUGAGAUUGCUGGACGACAAGUGUACAUUGAAGAGCGGAGACCAAACAGCAACAUCCCAUCUCGAGUGGGAAGAAGGGGUAGAGGAAGGGGCAGCUACCAAGCAGAGGCACCGAGGGGUCGUUUUGUCUCUCGGGGUUUUGGGAGGGGAGGUGGCUAUGACGGAGGUGACCAGGACUACAGCCGACCAAGGGGAAAUGGCUACUAUCGUCCAAGUCCCCGACAAGAAAGAGCAAACCCGGGUUAUCAAUCAUCAAGAGGCGGGCAAAAUUCAUCAGAGUUCACUAAUUAGGAUUAUUUUACAAUGAGGAAAGGAAAUUUUUGGGUCAGCAGAUAACCUUUAUUGGUUGCAUAAACUACAUACUGGUAUUUCGUAGAGGCAGUUUAGCUUUAGAUAUGUUGGGCAUGUGAAUCAUAUUUUUCCAAGAAGGGUUUGCUUGACACUGGAAUUCUUAAUUCAAGAGGUGAUGGGUUUGCAAUUUUGA